Messenger RNA from Oryzias melastigma (Indian medaka), 2101 nucleotides. It is a transcript of the gene ehd4, whose product is annotated as EH-domain containing 4. Gene Ontology annotation, cellular component: plasma membrane; cytoplasm. Gene Ontology annotation, molecular function: protein binding; calcium ion binding; GTP binding. Bases 345 to 1985 code for a protein of 546 amino acids. NCBI's taxonomy places the organism in Eukaryota, Metazoa, Chordata, Actinopteri, Beloniformes, Adrianichthyidae. The transcript has 8 exons. The record is from RefSeq and is a predicted model, not a curated record. Gene Ontology annotation, biological process: endosomal transport; endocytosis.
GGUUCUCCGGUCCAGUUUGGGUUUGUUUGUUUGUUCACAUCAGCUGACCGUUAUGGAUGACAUCUGCGGCGCAGCUGGGGAUGCUCGCAGACGGUUCUGAUCCAGAAGUGCCAUUUGGACCUGCAGUCCGUCCGGAACCGUGGGGCGCGGCCGCGGUCGGCUCCCGUGGGGCUCGCUGGUGGAGGAAACGCGGCGUCACGGUGAAGGGCGGUGCCCGCAGGUAACACCACCUCAGCUCAGCGGCGGCCAGAGCGCGCAGAGUCAGCCAUCCCGCACGAGCGCACGCGGACACUCCGAAAAACGGGAAGUAGCUGGGCUCGAGCGCUGGAGCGCGCGGCGUCAGAAUGUUCAGCUGGGUGAAGCAGGAGCACGGCGGCCACAACAAGGAGGGAGAGAUGUACCAGACCGUGACGGAGGGGCUGCAGACGCUCUACACCAAGAAGCUGCUGCCGCUGGAGGAGACCUACCUCUUCCAUGACUUCCACUCGCCGGCGCUGGAGCCCGCCGACUUCCAGAGCAAACCGAUGGUGCUGCUGGUGGGCCAGUACUCCACCGGGAAGACCACCUUCAUCAGGUACCUGUUGGAGCAGGAUUUCCCCGGGAUGCGGAUUGGUCCGGAGCCGACUACAGAUGGCUUCAUCGCUGUGAUGUACGGGGAAAAUGAAGGCGUCGUCCCCGGCAACGCUCUAGUGGUCGACCCCAAGAAGCCCUUCAGGAAGCUCAACGCUUUCGGGAACGCCUUCCUCAACAGGUUCAUCUGCUCUCAGAUGCCCAAUCAGGUUCUUCAGAGCAUCAGCAUCAUCGACACACCGGGAAUUUUGUCUGGAGAAAAGCAGCGAAUCAGCAGAGGUUACGACUUCGCCGAGGUCCUGCGGUGGUUCGGCGAGCGAGUGGACCGGAUCAUCCUGCUGUUCGACGCCCACAAACUGGACAUCUCCGACGAGUUCUCGGAGGCCAUCCGGGCCCUGAAGGGUCAAGACGACAAGAUCCGGGUGGUCCUCAACAAGGCUGACCAGGUGGACACCCAGCAGCUGAUGCGGGUGUACGGCGCCCUCAUGUGGUCGCUGGGGAAGGUGAUCAACACUCCGGAGGUGGUGAGAGUUUAUCUGGGCUCCUUCUGGGCCAAACCUCUGCAGAACACGGAGAACAGGCGGCUGUUCGAGGCCGAGUCCCAGGACCUUUUCCGGGACAUCCAGAGUCUACCCAGGAAUGCGGCUCUCCGUAAACUCAAUGACCUCAUUAAGAGAGCGCGGCUGGCCAAGGUGCACGCUUACAUCAUCAGCUACCUGAAGAAGGAGAUGCCCACCCUCUUUGGACGGGAGAAGAAGAAGGAGGAGCUGAUAAUGAGGCUGCCAGAGAUCUACACCAUCCUGCAAAGAGAGCAUCACAUCAGCGCCGGAGACUUCCCCAACGUCAGCAAGAUGCAGGACAUGCUGCAGCACUACGACUUCCACAAGUUCCCGUCGCUGAAGAUGAAGCUCAUCGAGUCCGUGGAUAAGAUGCUGGCCACCAAGAUCGCCGUCUUGAUGGCCAUGAUCCGGGAGGAGGAGUCUAAGCAGCCGGCGGCCAUAGUGACGGGCGGCGCCUUCGAGGGCUCCCAGGACGGGCCGUUCGGUCAGGGCUACGGCGAGGGCAUCAGCGCCGGAGCCGACGCCGAGGACUGGAUCGUGAGCCGCGACAAGCACCGCUACGACGAGAUCUUCUACACGCUGAUGCCCAUCAACGGCAAGAUCACCGGCGUCAACGCCAAGAAGGAGAUGAUGAAUUCCCGGCUGCCCAACACCGUUCUGGGGAAGAUCUGGAAGCUGGCCGACUGCGACCAGGACGGCAUGCUGGACGACGAGGAGUUCGCCCUCGCCCAGCACCUCAUCAAGGUCAAACUGGAGGGCUACGAGCUGCCCGGCGAGCUGCCCGACCACCUGGUGCCGCCGGCCCACCGCAAAAACCCCGCCGCCAACACCAUGUACAACCACACCGAGGACUAACGCGGCGCCAGGAGGUCGAAGGUCAGGAGCUUUUGAUGGGACUCGUGUGGACGCCGCGUCUUAACUCCGCUUCAUCCAUCGUUUGCUUCUGUCUGAAAUAAAAUCCCUCUGAUUUA